Messenger RNA from Amphiprion ocellaris (clown anemonefish), 6212 nucleotides. RefSeq lists its product as uncharacterized. The transcript is spliced from 3 exons. The record is from RefSeq and is a predicted model, not a curated record. Lineage: Eukaryota; Metazoa; Chordata; Actinopteri; Pomacentridae. Bases 1603 to 5583 code for a protein of 1326 amino acids.
AUUUCUGAUUACAUGACUGUCUAUUAGUAUAGUUUGGUUUCUACAGAGAUGUUGGAUGUUAGAAAGAGAUCUGAAUAACUGCAAUUUUAGAUUAGGCAAAAAAAGCCACAAUGUCACAACUUUAAAGGCCCUAAAAAUCUAUUUUCUCAGUCAAUUGUUUACUAUUAGUUAUUUGGUGCUAUAUGAACACAUUUACUCAUUUUACAUGAGACAUUUCCAAGCACUUUACUGCUUGUAACAUCUUUAAGAUGAUUUGCUUAUACAGCCAGACCACUGUCCUGAUGAAGCAGAUGAAUUUAAUUGUUAAACUUUUUAUUGACCUAAGGAUCUUUAUUGUUAGUUCUUUACUUUUAAAUAUGCAAUGUGAUAGUCAAAUAUUUAAAACCAGAUUUUUUAGGGGCUUUAAAUCAGGUUCAUAGAGGUCCCUCCACACAGGAUGUAUCACUCACUCAACAUUUUAAUCAGCAACAUGUCUUUUAUAUACAAGCCGUGUCAAAACUCAGGAGCAAAAAUGAUUCACUUCUUAGGUAAUUAGUUAUUGGUGUUUUACUGUUUGUCACUCAAAACUGUCAUUAGUGUAAUUACAGAACUGUUAAAUUUGAUAGCCAGCAAAUACAUCUUCAAGGAGCCAGAUUUGCUUUUCAAUAAUUUCAGGACAUCAAUGCAAUAUUGUUUGUAGUGAAUUAUACAAAACCCAAAACAAAAUUCACCUCAUCCCAAACUAUUCUGUCAACACCAACAGACUGCCGUCCCUGCAGCCGGCUGUCUGUUCGUACUUCAUCCCCUCUCUCCUGCACACUGCUGAUGUACAGACUUUCUGUUCAGGAAAGGAAAGCCUGUUUGUUACGCUGGAGAGUUUCAAAGAAAGGGAGACGACCCGACCGCUGCCCGUCACUCCCUCUGCUACAAUUCAGCCGACAAAACAACAGAUCCCUAUCUCCAUGCAGAGUCUGCUCGCCAUCACGCCCAGCGCCUCCCACGCGACUGUCAUGCAAAGUGAUUAUCCCUGGUUGGGUUGAUAUACAUUACUGUGUGGGCAAAGUCAUAAAUUAUACCAGGAAGCAUGUAUGAAUAGUAUGAUAAGAAGACAUCAAAGUUUCAUUCAAAACAUAAAUUAGUUUUACUGCAAAUUUCAGAGAUAAGGCAGGGAAUUAUCUUUUUUAUUAUCUGCAUCAUAAUAACUACAAAAUUAGUGUUAAUCUCAAUACAGUCAUAUCAAAGAGUUUUCACCUACAUUUGUCUUAACAUUCAGAAGUAAACACAAGAGUAGCUUUUAUCCUCUUGCUGCAUUUGACAGUUUGUGACAUCUAAAUCCAUGUUACUUUGUUUUUACUUUAGUUUUCAGCUCGAAUGUAUGAGAUCACAUUUCUAAAACAAGUGUUUAGAAACUUCUUUAGUGCUGUUUGAACUGAGUGUAUUGGCUGGAUGAAAGGAGGAUGGGCAGUGGAGGUUUGUGUGGUAGAUGAGUGGGAGGGGGACUGAAAGUCACUGUCCUCUUAAAACAACUUGUGCUGUUUGGACUUCAUUAGACCUCAUGUCACCUCAUGAGCAAGAAGGACAAUAAUCUAAAAACAGCAGCUGAAGAUCUGUGUAUGACACCAAAUGAUGGAGUUUUGGCCUGAGAAUCAGGGGCAAGCACAUCUGUACUCCAGAUUUGGUACAGUUCCUGGGAGAAACUGUACACACAACUACCACGACAGACAUCAGGCUGCCCAUUAUCCGUUGUACUACGGAGAGCAGCAGGACCACAGCAGAGAGUCCAACUACUGGACUGUACCAGGAUCCAGAACAGGAGGAGCUCUACACGAGUACAGCAGCUGGACGGACCCAGAGCUGACCGCCUCUUCUUCUUCCUCCCACUUCCCUUUUAUUCUAGACCGCCACACCCAGCACCACCAGGACCUGGGAGACUAUCAGCCUUAUGAGGCCAGAGACAGAGAGUGGACGACGGCUCAGCGGGCCACGAGGGACUACGAGAGAGGAUUUCUGAGGGAGGGGUGGCAGAGGAGGUGGGAGCCCUGCAGCCCCCUCCACUACAAGAGGGAGGUUUCUGCUAAGAGGAGCGACAGCAGCUACCGAGAGCUGGAGGCCUGGGCGGCUCGGUACAGUCAUUCACUGCCGAGGAAGAGAUGCAUAGAGGCCGAGUUGAGGGGAACCUCCCAGGGGCUGGUGGGGAGCAACAGGGCUCCAGAGAAGGACAGCAGGAGUGGGACGGAUGCUCAGGUUGCGACACUGCAACAUGUCCGACAAUCUGCAAACAUCAGAGAACCCGGACUGUGGGACAGAGGGAGCAGACAGCAAGCUACAAACUAUUAUCUACCACAAGGUCCUGCCCCUGACACAAGCCACAUGAUGGACACAAAGGAAAACACUGGCUACCAAAGGAGGAUAUUCAGCCAACCUCCUGGCUAUAUUGCUCCUCCUCCCUACGACAGCCCACAUAAAAGCUCACCUGUGAAGCACCAGUCUAACACCAACUGGGAGCAGGACGGUAAGAGACAAACCUACUGGUCAAAGCCCAUGCUUAAAAACCAGCUUGUUGAUUUGCAAGACAAGAGGAAGGAGGAGAAGGAAGAAUUUGCAAAGCCAGAUGAAAGUAAAACCUGCACACAACUUGAAGUAUUAAAGCAUCAAAUACAGGAGGCGGAUGCCCAGUGUGAACACAUGUCAUCUGUACAACAUCCACACGAAGUUCAGACUUCAAAACUAAUCAAGGAAACAUCUUCACAGGUCAUUGAAGGAAGGAAGUUCAGAUUAAACAAAAAGACAGGAGGGAUGACCAUAUUCUGCCUGGUCUCUCGAAUAGCUGCAGCCACUAAAAGUCCAUCCUUUCCACCUUUUGCCUCCCAAACUGAUAUUCAAAGCAAAGAAACAGGAGAAGUUUCUAAAGCUGUAAGAGAUGCUAAUGAAAUGAACAAGCUGGCAGAUGAGGUGGACUUCAGAGCAUCAACACUCACAGAGCAACCCAGUGCUUCUCAUGUCGAACAGAAAGAGGCACCAACCUGCACAGGAAAGGAGAUGUUUGGAGAUGAUCUACUUAACAAGGUUGGGACGGAUGAUGUUGAGUCUACAGGUGGGAGACAAUUAGGUCAGUCAGAGCAGCCUGCUUCGGUCAAAUUUCCUUUGUGGAGGGAGCCGAGUUUCACCAGCAGGGCUGAGAGUUUGUCCACGGGCUGUUUGAAACUAAACAGCGAGGAAGAAGAAACAGAUGGUGUACAAAACCGACAUGAUCGAGGUAAUGUAAGUAGCCAUCCGAUAGAUAUUGAAGUCAGGAGACUGGACAUCAAGGAGGACACCGAGGACAACGAGGGUCUGCUGGUUAUAGACACAACCUGUGUGGUCGUCAAAAUGGAGCUGAUUCCAUCACCAAAGAAAGAGCAUGUUCACUAUUUAGGUUCCAUAGCACACGAUGAAGACCGUCCAUUUAAUGUUGAAACAGAUGUCUCCAGUGAAGUAAACUAUCAGCUAAAUCAAGAUCUGACAACUGACCAAAAGGCACAAGGAGACCCCAUGCAAAGGAAUGAAAGUCCUGACACCAAUUUCAGCUCAACACUUUUGGAGAAAGAGGAACACAAGGGAGAAAGUGAAAUCUCUUUGACCUGCAUGUUGUCAUCUCCAAUUCCUGAGAGGGAAACCUUGGAGGAGCGCGCUGAAAGAAUCCUAGGAAUCCCUCUACAUGACACUAUCACUGAGCAGCAACCCAAAGAUGAAACACCAUUCCUUGAUUCAUGUAUUGAGGAGCAGGAUGAGGAGGCUGAACCUUCUCCAGUAAAAGAGGACAUUCAUGAUGAAAAUAAACAAACUCCAGAAGACACAACAGACAAACAGAAUUCCUUAGAGGUCAAGGAUGCAGUACUUUUGGAGGAUAGUGAAGACGCAACAGAUCAGGCCAAUGAAAGUGUUGAGGACUUUGCAGGAUCUCAAGAGCAGGUGUCAGAUAUGCCUGAAGAGAAUGACACUGACUCCCAACUUGCAAACCAUGUUGAAACUUCAACCAAAACUGAGAUUCCUAUGCAUGAAACCCCUGGUCAAGAAGGUACAAGAAGUGGACAGUGUCAGGAGGAAAAUCAGCCUGUUGUAGAUGAUCAGUCCUCUCAUCGUUCUGACUUCUCUGAUUCUUCUUUGCCGUCGCCUUCUGAUCUUACAUCUCCCUUAAAUAACUCGGAGUCAAACACAGACGAUUCUACACUUAACACAGCUGCAUACAUCACUCCUCAUCCUGAAACCUCAUCCCUUCCUCCUUCACCUUUGCAGCAGAUGCCAUCUCCUCUUGUACCUGACUCUUUCCGAAGCUCUACUCCCCAUAUAGACUAUUACCUAAGCCCUCCUCCUCCUCCUCUUGAUUUAACAGAUCAAACUGCUGAAGCAAAGUCCACUGAGGAUGAAGAGGGUGAAACAUCACAUCGAAUCGAAUAUGAGGUUGACGCUAAGUCUCUCACAGCAGAUACAACAGAGGAGGUGGCAUCUCAACCGCAGCAUGAACCAGAUGAUGAUGAGCAAAUGGAACAAAAACUAGUAACAUCUACAGAACAGGAUAUAGACAACAUUUUGCAGCAAAAACUUGAAUGUGUCCAAGAACAGAGUGUUGUUUGUGUAAAAGAGAGUAAUACUGCUGAGGAACAGCCACCAGAUGAAGUCAGUGAGGAUCCUACUGGGCUUUCAGUGCAGGCAUUUGAAACAGAUGAAGAAACUGUGAGUCAAGUAGAAGUCAGCCUCGUCCAGCAACAGUUUGACUGUGGUCAAGAGGAGGAUGUUUCUGAAGAUAGAUCACUAAAAAACCCAGACGGGCUUCUUGCAGAUUUUUGGGAACAGACAAGGAGCAACAACAAUGCUACAGACUUGCAAAUGGAGAUGAAAAUGUUGCAUGACACUGAACCCUCAGCUUCAGACGGUGAGGUCUCACCUUUGGAUGGACAUUCACUCCCUGAGCUUCCUUCUCCUUCACAGGAAUCACCUGAGUCAGACACACAGUUUGUUUCUCUUGUGGACUCAGUUUGUCCUUCACCUCUAAAUCCUGAAGCUGCUGCUGACAUCCAACAAACUGCCUCUGCUCCUCUACAUUUCGACUCCCUUCAGUUUCCCUCUCUCUCUGAUUCACCCCCAGUCCUGCCUCCCAGCUCUACUCCUGAUUUCCUCCCAUCUCACAAAGAAGAGCUCCAGUAUCCAAAGUCGCUGUGGGAUGUGGUGAAUCGCAUCAGGAAACACACAGCGCCUGACUCUGAGAAUGAAGAGGAAGAAGUGAGCGAGCUGUGGGAUCCAGAGAAUGUAGGCGAGGACUUUGGUUGCCCGGAUGAGGAGAUGGUCUUUGAUGAAGCAGAGCAACAGGAGGUGGAGUUGAUGGAUCACAAAGAACUAAGUGGACAUGCUGAUGAAGACACUCUGUCCUGCAGCAGCACCAGCAGCCACGGCUCUGGAGACACUGUGAUUGUAGCGGACGAGGACGAAGUUGAGGAAAUGACGCUCAAUGUCGUGACUGGAAGCAAGACAGAUGAUGAGAAUGAGGAGUUUAAUGCAGUCGAGGAGGAACUAUGCUGCUCUGGAGAUGUAAAAGAUGAAACCAUAGCCGAGGAAGAUAAAGAUUAGGAAGACACAAAGAAAUCUUUUCCAGUGGAGGUGGAGAAAACAGCAGCCAGAGCAGAAAUUAUAGAAGCUGAAGCCCUCUGAGAUCACCAUGGUCUCAUAUGAGGUCAGAAGUUCAGUCUAUACAGCUGCCAGGGGAUUAGACAUAAAUUUGUAAAUCAACUAAGCAGACAAGUUCUGCAUAUGACCACUAUGUUGUAUUCUUGUAAUAAAUUAAAGCCUAUUCCUGUAAAAGGUUUUGUAGCAGAUAUUUUCACACAGACUAGAGUAUUUUUUUUAGCUUCAGUGUAAUUUUAGAGCUUUUAUUUUGCUGGCUGGGAAGUGAAAACAACUGUUAAGUACAUAGAAAUGUAGAAAUUCGACAAUAACAAAUCUAAAGUAUCUAAAACAGCUAUAUUCAUGUUAUGGUAGUAUUCUUGUGAAGCAGAUUUUGUCACAAUUCUUUUUUCAAAUGUUUGUUGCUAUUUCUAAAGAGUAGAAUGCUUUGCGCAGUUGUGAGAUUAUGGAAGUAGAUGUAAUUAAAGAAUGUCAUAUUUGGUGUGAUUUUCCGGGUGUGAUUAUAUUUCUGGCAAAAAAAAAAACAAGCCAUUGGUGUGCUUUGCAUAUAAAUAAACACUGAAUUAACAUGAAAA